This is a messenger RNA of Ricinus communis (castor bean), 696 nucleotides long. RefSeq lists its product as uncharacterized. The record is from RefSeq and is a predicted model, not a curated record. Lineage: Eukaryota; Viridiplantae; Streptophyta; Magnoliopsida; Malpighiales; Euphorbiaceae. The coding region runs from base 1 to 696 and encodes 231 amino acids. The transcript is spliced from 3 exons. Gene Ontology annotation, molecular function: nucleic acid binding.
AUGGAUUGGGCAUUAAAGCUUGAUGACGCUUUAUGGGCGUGUAGGAAAACCUUUAAAACCCCAAUUGGCCUUACUCCCUAUCAAUUAAUUUAUGGGAAGUCAUGUCAUCUCCCCGUUGAAUUAGAGCAUAAGGCAUAUUGGGCAACAAGGACUUUGAAUUUUGAUGUGAAGAAGGCCAGUAGGAAGAGGUUACUUCAACUUAACGAAUUCGAUGAGUUAAGAAUGAAUGCUUAUGAGAAUGCGAAGUUAUAUAAAGAUCAUACUAAGUUGUGGCAUGAUAAGCAUUUAUUUAAGAAGGAAUUUCAUGAGUGUGAGCUUGUUCUCCUUUUUAAUUCAAGACUCAAGUUAUUUUCGGGAAAGUUCAGGUCACAAUGGUCGGGUCCGUUUAAAAUUAUGAAAGUUUAUCCUCAUGAUGCGGUUGAUCUUGCCAAUGGAAAGGGGGAAAUUUCUAAGGAAGAAGCCUUAGAUUUGAAGGAGCUGCCUAAGCACUUAAGCUAUGGAUUCUUGGAUGAGGAAGAAAAGUUACUGGGAUGUCGACCAGGUGCGAGUGGAUUUACAACUGGUGUUCUUCGUGCUCGAACUAGUUGCUGUUCUGUUGGGGGUGCUGGUGAUGGUGCUGGUGAAGGUGAAGUGGAAGAAGAAGUUCCCUCGCCACGCAAGCGCUUGCUACUAGCGGCGCGUUGCGGUUGCUUUUGA